CUGUUUUAAAAAGGUCUGGGGUCUGCGGUCUCUUCACACAUUCAACUCCUCCAUCGUCUCGACUUACACGAGCAACUUUGCCACCAUGACUACCGUCUCGGAAGCGGUCACAUCUCUGAAGGAGCUCUUCGAUAAGUACGCCGGAAACAGCGACGAGAAAGGAACCCUGACCAAGAAAGAGCUCACAGAGAUGCUGCACAACGAGGUUCCCGGAACAGAAGACAUGAGCAAAGCGGAAAUAAAGGACUUUUUCGACUCUCUGGAUGAAGACGGCGACGGCCGAGUGGAUUUCAAGGAGUUUGUCAGCUUCGCGGUGACCCUCAGCAUGCUCUACGAGAUGGCCUGAACGCUCUUCAGAACAACUUUUUUUUCUAGAUUAAUGAAUGCAUAAAUUAAAAAAUAAAAUAAAAAUGAGUGCUUCCAAUUAUCAAGAAGGAAAACCAGAUUUAAACACACAGAUAUCAGUCAUGGAUGGACUGACAUGGAGAUCUGAGGGAAGUGAAAUGUGCUGAAUUUGGAGAUUUUGAUUCACAGAAGUGACCAAUGAAGAAAAUAAAAGAUUUCACAUUUUGAAA
Stegastes partitus (bicolor damselfish) is the source of this 575-nucleotide messenger RNA. RefSeq names its product protein S100-A5-like. NCBI's taxonomy places the organism in Eukaryota, Metazoa, Chordata, Actinopteri, Pomacentridae. Gene Ontology annotation, cellular component: cytoplasm. The record is from RefSeq and is a predicted model, not a curated record. The transcript has 3 exons. Gene Ontology annotation, molecular function: calcium-dependent protein binding; calcium ion binding. Bases 86 to 346 code for a protein of 86 amino acids.